Molecule: messenger RNA, 282 nt
Organism: Ilex paraguariensis (yerba mate)
Lineage: Eukaryota; Viridiplantae; Streptophyta; Magnoliopsida; Aquifoliales; Aquifoliaceae
Source: the annotation of a GenBank genome assembly
GUUGGCAUUCCAUGCAAACGUUUGUUGGACACCGUGACAGUGAAAUGCGGCCAUUGCAGCAAUCUCUCCUUUCUUAGCACGAGACCUCCCCUGCAAGGCCAAUGUCUUGACCACCCUACCACUCUUCAGGCCUUUUGCAAUGAUUUCAGGAAGGCUCAGUCUUCAUCAUCGUCGUCGUCAACAUCAAACGAGCCACUGUCUACCAAAGUACCCUUCGUUGUAAAACCACCUGAGAAGAAACACAGACUCCCAUCAGCUUACAAUCGAUUCAUGAAGAAUGAA